Cydia amplana is the source of this 2641-nucleotide messenger RNA. RefSeq names its product toll-like receptor 6. Gene Ontology annotation, cellular component: extracellular matrix. Gene Ontology annotation, molecular function: protein binding. The coding region runs from base 5 to 2596 and encodes 863 amino acids. The record is from RefSeq and is a predicted model, not a curated record. NCBI's taxonomy places the organism in Eukaryota, Metazoa, Arthropoda, Insecta, Lepidoptera, Tortricidae. The transcript has a single exon.
GGCAAUGACUUUGAACGAUGGAAAUACCACGUUUAUUCCCAGUGAAUUGUACAAUUUACCAAAGCUAUCAUCACUUGACAUUUCGCAUAACAAAAUUAACAGUAUUAAUUUGUUAUUAAGCCUGAAAAUGGAAAAUUUAAUAAUUUUUAACGCAUCUUUUAACGUAAUAUCUGAAUUAGAAAAAGAGUCAUUUGAAAGUUAUAAAAUUGGCUCAAAUAUAACUAUCAUAGAUCUUAGUCAUAAUGCUAUCACAACCAUACCUGAUAAUUAUUUCAGUAAAUUUUCUAAUUUACUUCAUUUAAACAUGUCAUACAACAAGAUUAACAGUUUAACCGUGGUAACGUUUGAGGGCUUGACUCAAUUGGAAACGCUAUUUUUAUCCUACAACAAUAUAAAAACAAUUGAUAUAAAUUUAGCUCGAUUUUCGAAUCUGAAAGAGUUGACUUUAGAUAACAAUGAUUUGUCUUCUUUAGAAGAAAACAAUUUUAAAAUGUUGACAAGCCUCAUAAAGCUAAAUUUAAGCUUCAACAAAAUUGUAUUUAUUGAAGACUCAAGUUUUCAGAAAAUGAUUAAUCUUCAGAAUCUCCAGUUAAAUAGUAACAACAUAACAACUAUUUCUAAAUCAAUGUUUAUUAAUAAUGCGGCGCUUCAACAAGUAGAUAUAUCUAAUAAUCAAAUUCAUACAAUUGAUCCCUUUUCUUUCAGAGGAACAAACAUAACUCUGUGCAAUUUUAGAAACAACGCUUUAACAAUUUUGAAUGAUAAAUCCAUUUUUUGUGGUAUUAAAGUAAAAGAACUUGAUUUGAGUGUCAGCAAUAUUAGCACACUUGGAGAAUACCUAUUUUUUGAGUUGCAAUCCGAGCUACUGAAGCUUAACUUAAGUUUUAAUUGUAUUACACAUGUGCAUGAAAAUUCAUUCCGAGAUUUGGCAGUGCUGUCUGAGUUAGACUUAUCUAACAACAAAUUGCUAAAUUUAGAUUUUAACUUGAGUGAUCUAAAAAGUUUGAAAUCGUUUAACAUUGAGAAUAAUCAAAUAAGGAAAAUAAGCAAGACCACGUUUCGAUGCCUGAAAUCUUUGUUGAAAGUGAAUUUUUCGAAAAACUCUAUAGAGGAGAUAGAAAUAUUUUCGUUUCAUGACCUCGAGAAAGUACAAGUAUUAGAUUUAAGUAACAAUAAUCUUUCGGGAGUUGUAGCUCCAUACACAUUUCAAGGAUUAUCUCUUACCUUCGAACUACGUCUAAUGUAUUCUGAUCUCACUUCCUUGCAAGACGCAGCAUUUUUUGGCAUGACAGCUCUUACCUUGUUAAAUGCAUCUCAUGGCGAUGUUAAGGUUUUAGGAUAUAAUGUUUUCAAUGGCACUACUAUCUGGACUCUAGAUCUAUCUCAUAAUCUUUUAAUUAUUUUUAGAGUUAAUAAUAGUUUUCUGAAACACUUGGUGGAAAUAUAUCUUAACAACAAUAAGAUUGAAAACAUAUCAAACGAAACGUUCCAUGGGCUAACAAAUUUAAAGAAAAUACAUUUAGAUAACAACUAUAUUAUGCAAAUCACUGUACGGGCGUUCAGUGGUUUGCACAAAGUAUCAUCUUUACAUAUUUCGUCAAAUACAGAUAUGAUGUUAGAUACAUCGAUGUUUUCAAAUAUGGCAUUGAGAGACGUAAAUCUCCAAAAUACUUGGAAACCAUUUAGUUUUAGUAAUGCGACAAAUGUCUCAAUUGAAAUGUUAGAUUUGUCUAUGUGUAAUAUAUCUAGGGCUAAAUCCAUUAUGAUCUAUAAAAUUAAAAAAAUAGAAACGUUGUUGCUUAGAUCGAAUCAUAUAAGUUAUGUAGACAGAUAUUCAUUUCAAAAUUUGAGUUCUUUGACUUUUCUAGACUUAAGUAAUAAUAUGAUAUCAAUAAUUCAGGCAGGAGCAUUCGUAGGUACACGUGCGCUUUCUAUAUUAAAUUUGUAUAACAACAAUUUGGUAUCUCUAAAAUUCGGCGUUUUUGAUGGACUACCUACUUUACAAGUACUGAAUCUAACCAGCAACGCGUUAAAAAGUUUUCAGGGCAGAUUAUUUCACAACAGUCACAAAUUAUCAAUCAUAUCCCUUGAUGAUAACAUGAUAGAAGAUAUUGAUUUUCACGAAGUCAAAGCGGCAGCAAUCCAAAAAAUUACUAUUGGCGGAAACUUGAUACCUUGUGAUUGUCUUGUGAAUGCAAAGAAAAAUAACUUUGAAGGCGUCUCAGUCACUUCUGAGAAAUUAAAAUUUCACGUUGAAAAUGUUGAUGGAAUUUCAUGCAAAGGGUCGCAAAUCCAUUUGGAUUCAAAAACAUAUUAUCAACAAAUUGACAGCGGAAAUAGAAAAGAAAUGGCAAAUAAUGAGAGUACAGAAGAGAUACAUUUUUUAGGAACGAAGAUUUUAAAGGUUCUUAAUAAUCAACUAGAUGCUUUAAAAUUUGCGAUGUAUUUCGAAGCUUCGUGCUUACUGAUUAUAUCGUGUUUGUUACUUGGGAUCAUUUCUUUUACUUACGUUAAGUUUCGAAGCAAAUUGGUCAAAACAUAUAGUUUGAGCAGUCGAAGGCGUUUGACAGAGAGUACAGUUGAAAUAGAGUUGUAAAUCUGCAAAGGGUUAGUAAAAUUAUUUUAAAACCAAUGACUUUGC